AUUUGGCUUAUCGAGAAACUAUCCUCGGGAUCUGGGGAUAUGACGAAGCUGGGGUUGCUCAUGCGUGGCAGGUUCAACACCAUCCCGAAUUGGACGCCUACUUGUCGUGAUGCAAGCCUGACCAAUUGGAAUGGCUCAUUCUUCUGCCACAACAUCGUGAGACAAUGCCAGAAUGUGAAGCUGUAAGCGCAGACUGCAUGGCGAUGGUCUUCGUAAGCAUCUCGCAUGGACUCAGUCACCACGAGUAUAAAUGAUUGUGAUGAUCCCAUUAGUAAACAGAACAUCAGUCCAAGCAAUACAGCAAUUCAACAACAACUCCCAACAGCUUUCAAAAAGUGUUCGCCAAUACCAUCUCUCUUCCACUCGAAAAAAUCACACUUACGCAAGAUGUCUCCUCCUCGCCGUGCCCUCAUCAGCAUCACUUCCGCUUCUGCCACCCUCUUUGACGGCAAAGAGACCACCGGCCUCUUCAUCAGCGAAGCUCUUCAUCCAUACAAGGUCUUGACAGCUGCCGGAUUUGAGGUCGAACUUGCCUCAGAGACUGGCUCUUAUACACCCGACUGGCUCUCUCAGCAGCCUGACUUCCUCAAUGGCGAAGACCUCGCUAUCUGGAACGACACCAACAGUGAGUUCCGCAAGAAGCUUGACAACAUGCCCAAAGCCUCUGAGCUUGACCCAUCCAAGUAUGGUCUGUUUUACGCCUCAGCUGGACAUGCAGCUCUGAUUGACUACCCCACUGCAUCUUCUCUCCAAAACAUCGCUGCUCAGGUUUGGGCUAGCGGUGGAGUUGUCUCGACUGUUUGUCACGGCCCAGCCAUCUUUGCCAAUCUCAUUGACCCUACCACCAACGAGCCUUUGAUCAAGGGAAAGAAGAUCACUGGCUUCACUACCGAGGCUGAGCACACGAUGAAGAUCAUGGACGAGCUUCGCAGCUGGGAUCGUGAAAUGGUCGAGGAAGUAGCCGCUCGUCUCGGUGCAACUUAUGAACGUGCUCCUGGUAUUUGGGAUGAUUUCCAUGUCGUUGAUGGUCGUUUGGUCACAGGUCAGAAUCCUGCUAGCGCUACUUCGACUGCCAAAGCGGCUGUAGCUGUGUUUGAGAAGCUUUGAGCUCAAGACGUGCGAUAGGAGAAGCGGGUGGUGAGAUUUCGAAGUUGUUGGUCGAGAUGGUUCGUAUCGUUGGUGUUGAGUAUUCAUUCGUCCAUUGUUGAGAGCAGUCCAUAUAACAAGGAUAAUUGAUUUAUCUGAUUCAUUUGCUU
Molecule: messenger RNA, 1256 nt
Organism: Fusarium verticillioides 7600
Lineage: Eukaryota; Fungi; Ascomycota; Sordariomycetes; Hypocreales; Nectriaceae
Exons: 2
Coding region: 226-1107 (293 amino acids)
Molecular function (GO): glyoxalase III activity
Source: RefSeq, a predicted model, not a curated record